CGAGGCUCGAGCGAGAGCUUCCGCCGUCCUUGGAGGGCCGCCGCGGCGGAGGGAUCCACGCGCCCCGCCCCGCAGCGAGUCCCGGCCCCGCGCGUGCGCAGAGGAGGGCGGCGCGGCCCGAGCGGCGCGAGGGCGCCCCACGAUGACGCAGUUCCUGCCCCCCAACCUCUUGGCGCUCUUCGCCCCCCGCGACCCCAUCCCCUUCCUGCCCCCCCUCGAGAAGCUGCCCCACGAGAAGCACCACAGCCAACCCUAUAGCGGCAUCGCGCCCUACAUCCGCGAGUUCGAGGACCCCCGCGAUGCGCCCCCCCGACCGUGCCGAGACGCGAGAGAGGAGCGUAUGGAGCGUAAGCGGAGGGAGAAGAUCGAGCGGAGGCAGCAGGAGGUGGAGUCGGAACUCAAGAUGUGGGAUCCCCACAACGACCCCAACGCAGGAGACGCCUUCAAAACCCUCUUCGUGGCCAGAGUGAACUACGACACAACGGAGUCCAAACUGCGCCGCGAGGUUUGAGGUCUACGGCCCAUCAAGCGGAUCUACAUGGUGUACAACAAGCGUUCGGGGAAGCCGCGCGGUUACGCCUUCAUCGAGUACGAGCACGAGCGGGACAUGCACUCCGCUUAUAAACACGCGGAUGGGAAGAAGAUCGAUGGGCGCCGCGUUUUGGUGGAUGUGGAGCGCGGCCGCACCGUGAAGGGUUGGCGGCCCCGGCGCCUCGGGGGCGGUUUGGGGGGCACUCGCCGCGGAGGAGCCGAUGUCAACAUCCGCCAUUCGGGGAGGGACGACACCUCCCGCUAUGAUGAGAGGGAUCGGGAGCGAGAACGGGAACGGGAACGCCGGGAACGCUCUCGGGACCGGGAUCGUCGCCGCUCGCGCUCACGGGAACGUCGUCGCCGGACGCGAAGCCGCGAGAAAGACGAACGGGAACGCAAACGGGGCGCGAGCCGCGACCGCAGCAAAGAACGGGAGCGGAAACGGCGCAGCCGCUCCCGCGAUCGCAAACGGGAGAGGGAACGGGAGCGCGAGAAGAAGGACGAAGGUUCGGAAGCUUUAGAGCUCCCGAGGAGAUGGGGGGACCGGGAGCGGAUUGCGGCCCCCCGGAUGGGUUGGGAUCCAAAGGGGGGGGGGGGAGAAAUGGAAGAGAAAAGCCGCGAUCGGGAUCGCGAUCGACGCCGCGGGCACCGCGAUCGCGAUCGACGUCGCGAACGGGACCGUCCGGAACGGGAGCACAAACGGGAACGGGAGCGUUCGGAACGACGGGAGGAGAGACCCCCACCUCCCGGCUCCGAUGGGGGGGACGGCCUCGGGGGGGAACCGGCUCCGAGCUCUUUCCUGCAGCCUGAGGCCCUGCCGCCCUCGAGGGCUACCUGGGAGCCGAGACUGGCUACCUGGGCGAGCCGGGCCUGGAGUGAGGGGUCCAAAGUGGACCUCAAAGGCCCUUAA
Molecule: messenger RNA, 1441 nt
Organism: Cuculus canorus (common cuckoo)
Lineage: Eukaryota; Metazoa; Chordata; Aves; Cuculiformes; Cuculidae
Product: U1 small nuclear ribonucleoprotein 70 kDa-like
Biological process (GO): mRNA splicing, via spliceosome
Cellular component (GO): precatalytic spliceosome; U1 snRNP; U2-type prespliceosome
Molecular function (GO): mRNA binding; U1 snRNA binding
Source: RefSeq, a predicted model, not a curated record